Molecule: messenger RNA, 1806 nt
Organism: Drosophila ananassae
Lineage: Eukaryota; Metazoa; Arthropoda; Insecta; Diptera; Drosophilidae
Product: caspase-1
Exons: 3
Coding region: 467-1447 (326 amino acids)
Biological process (GO): apoptotic process; proteolysis
Cellular component (GO): cytoplasm
Source: RefSeq, a predicted model, not a curated record
GAGCCACUGAUUAGCCCCACCUGGUCACACCGUAACCGUAAUUUGUUGUUUUGAGUGGCGGCGAACACGCUUAACCUCCGGUAAUUGAUUGAUUGAACACGGCAGACCCAUAAAAGGACAUUCGGCCACUUGUUACCGCUCGCACGACUUUCAGAGCAACUAAAUUCUCAAAACAGCUGUGCUGUGUGCUGUGAAAGUUUGUUAAAGUUAUCGCUAAAAGAACAAUAGAGAAAAAGGGCGCAACAACUCGGCUGGAGAGGAGAAAAGGCUGAAAAGAAGGCGCUCCGUCCCAGUCAGUCCCGACAGGCAGACGAAGAACAAAAGCCAGAAAGCAAGAGCGGCGCGCACAAGGAGAAAUAAACAAUCAAAACAAGAACUGCUGAGUAGGAGGAGGAGGAACAGGCACAAGGAGAGUCGACCCUCGGAUAAAAUAAAAAAAAAAAAUAAAUAAAAGAGGGCAUCCAAUAUGACGGACGAAUGCAUAACCAGAAACUUCAAUGUUCUCAGCUCGAAUGGAGCGGGAAAUCGAAGCAGCAUUAUUGCUGAUAAUACCGAUGCCAAGGGCUGCCCGGGGGGCGGUGUUGUUGUCGGCGGUGGCGGUGGUGCAGCAACUGCAGCGGGCGCUCCGCCCGUUGUGGCCAACAAGUUGGUGGCCCGAAUGCCGGUGGAUCGUUACGCCUCCGAAUACAAUAUGAAUCACAAGAAUCGCGGAGUGGCCCUAAUCUUCAACCACGAAUUCUUUGAUAUUCCCUCACUCAAGAGCCGUUCCGGCACCAAUGUGGAUUCCGCCGAACUGAAGUUGGCCCUGGAGGGUCUGGGCUUCAGUGUGUCGGUGCACAAGGACUGCAAGUUGCUGGACAUCCUCAAGUACGUGGAGAAAGCAGCUUCCCAGGAUCACACGGACAACGACUGCCUGGCAGUGGCCAUUCUGUCGCAUGGAGAACAUGGCUAUCUGUACGCCAAGGACACUCAGUACAAGCUGGACAACAUCUGGCACUAUUUCACGGCCAACUUCUGCCCCACGCUGGCCGGCAAACCAAAGCUGUUCUUCAUCCAGGCCUGCCAGGGCGAUCGUCUGGACGGCGGAAUGACUCUCGAGAAGAGCACAACCGAAACGGAUGGCGACUCCUCGAUGAGCUACAAGAUACCCAUACAUUCGGACUUUCUCUUCUCCUACUCCACCAUUCCAGGCUACUACUCCUGGCGCAACAUCAACAACGGGUCCUGGUUUAUGCAGUCCCUGAUCCGAGAGCUCAACACCAAUGGCAAGAAGUACGACAUCCUCACCCUGCUCACAUUCGUCAAUCAGCGCGUCGCCAUCGACUUUGAGUCGAACGUGCCCGGCACCCCCAUGAUGGAUCGCCAGAAGCAGAUACCGUGCCUCACCUCCAUGCUGACGCGCAUACUGCGCUUCAGUGACAAACCGAAUGGCAACAAGGCUGGCUAAACGAUCUCUUUUCUAGGCUAAGUUCAAAGACAACAACUGAAAUUCCCAACAAUCAUUCACUUUGGAUUCCAAUUCACUUCAAGUCUAGUAUAGGAUGGACACGUGUGAUUAUCCUUGAGGAUAAGGAUCACCAUUUCAUAAUUAAUCCCCCCAUCACACUCAUUUAACACCCAACCCACCCACCCAAUCCGGCCUUAUGGAUGACGAAAUUCGUUUCCCACUUCAUUUUAUGAUUUCCCUAAACGUAAGAACACUUGCCAAUCAGCAAACCCACAAAUUUUUGGAUAAGAUUAUACAAUGGAGAUAUAUACAAUUAUAUAUAUUUUAUACGCAUUUGAAUAAACUGAAUUGAAUAUUAA